Molecule: messenger RNA, 1601 nt
Organism: Pseudophryne corroboree (corroboree frog)
Lineage: Eukaryota; Metazoa; Chordata; Amphibia; Anura; Myobatrachidae
Exons: 9
Coding region: 259-1344 (361 amino acids)
Biological process (GO): L-alanine import across plasma membrane; L-leucine import across plasma membrane; phenylalanine transport
Cellular component (GO): apical plasma membrane; basolateral plasma membrane
Molecular function (GO): aromatic amino acid transmembrane transporter activity; L-alanine transmembrane transporter activity; L-leucine transmembrane transporter activity
Source: RefSeq, a predicted model, not a curated record
CAGAGCACCAUUACCAGGGAAGCAGACAAAGAUGGGCCCUGGUCUCAUACAGUCAGUGCUGGGAUGAGGCACGGAGCGUGGACAGUACCUGGGCUGUGACCAGGUUAUAGAUCAUUACCGCAAAGUUGAUCCAGGAGUCUCCAGCUGGGUGAUAAUAUUAUUGUACACAGCAGAAAUCGCGCUAUAAGUGGAGCAGGACGCAGGACACCAGGAGCAGGACGCCGGGAACACGGAGCAGGACGCAGGACACCGGGAACCAUGGAGUCACAGCCUCUCCUGGAGUCACAGGGUGCAGAGAAGAAUGCGCGUUUCUGGGUGUGUGUUCGCCGCGCACUCUUACUCCUCUUCUGGGUGUCGCUGGCUCUGAUGACGGGUGCGGCCAUAUUACUGCUUGUGCGAGCAUACGAGCCCCCACCCCGGACAGCGUGGUACCAGCGUUCCGUGCUCUGCUACACCACAGGACCGCAGCCUAGCAACCUGACCGAGCUGAGGCGCAGGAUAGAGGAGGUGUCUGCGCUGGGGUGCGGCGGUCUGAUCCUCGCCUGGGACAAUGUGACGGAGCGCAAUCUGAGGAGUCUGGUGGCUGAGGGACGGUGGCACAAUCUUCACAUUAUGCUGGAGCUUCAGCUGCUGGAUGAAUAUAACGUGCAGCAGAUCCAGGAUCUCGGGGACGCUGCCAGGAGCUGGAUAGAUGAUGGAGCCUCUGGAUUCCGCCUGUCCGGGGGGCAGCGAGAGGCUGUGAUAACGGUGUCGGAUAUUCUCCGCGAGGAACUAGAAAAUGUCACCGGAGAGGAAAGGCUCAUCCUGCUUCCUGAUUGGCUGUGUGCUGAUACCGCCAUCAAUAAGUCCCAGAUCUUCCACACCUGCCCCUUUCCUGACUGGAACCUGCAGGAUGCCCCUGGGAGGUCAGAGGUUGUGCAGACUGCCUGGGAGGUGUCACCCGGGGACAACGAUUCGCUGGGAAUGCGACAAUUUAUGGCGGUCACCCAGCCGGGAACGGUCAUCCUGUCACUCAGCCAGUCGCAGCCUCCCCCAUCCUGGCUCCGCUCCCUGCUCUUCCUGCGUUUCCAUAACCCCGCCCUCUACGCGGGUUGGCUCCAGGACCUAUCUAAUAACUCCUCCUACAUCGUCUUGCGUCACUGGGGUUGUUCCACUCUUCUAGUCGUUAUUGGCCGUUCAGCUUCACAGGAAAACGUCUCUCUGCACAUCCCAAACUACGCUCCAUCGGCGCAGCUGCUGCUCUCUACCAUUGGCCGGAGCAGUAGAGGUCAGCUGAUGGUGGAUACCGUGCUUCUGGCUGCGGGGGAGGCACAGCUCCUCCGCCUCUCCCAUGAAGAACUCUAACGGCCUCAUAGACCCCCGCUGUCUCUGUGCUGCAGCUGCGGAACCGUUCUGAUGUCCAUGGACAGAUUCGUAGGGUUGCGGACCAGACGCGGUUCCUACCCGGGGAAUCUGCUCUCUGCCUGUCUGAUACAGCCGUCCGGCCAGGGGACCGUGAUCCGCGCACGCAGUCCAGGCUUCUAGGGACAGAAGCCGGCGAAUGUUAUAGAUAACGCGGAUUUAAUGCUGGAUAAAAAAAUAAAUAUUCUUUAUUAAUAUCA